Messenger RNA from Athene cunicularia (burrowing owl), 972 nucleotides. Its product is annotated as procollagen galactosyltransferase 1-like. The transcript is spliced from 5 exons. Lineage: Eukaryota; Metazoa; Chordata; Aves; Strigiformes; Strigidae. Bases 16 to 945 code for a protein of 309 amino acids. Gene Ontology annotation, molecular function: procollagen galactosyltransferase activity. The record is from RefSeq and is a predicted model, not a curated record.
UGGGUGCUGUGUCCUAUGGGUCCCCUGGGUGCUGUAUCCCCUGGGUGCCAGGUCCUGUGGGUCCCUUGGGUGCUGGGUCCCGUGGGUGUCAGGUCCUGUAUCCCCUGGGUUCUGGGUCCCUUGGGUGCCAUUUCACCCCCAUCCAGGCACCCAGGGUGGCUCCUGCCCCCGCAGGGUUACUACAGGCGGACUCCGGCCUACCUGCCGGUGCGGAAGCGGGAGCGCCGGGGCUGCUUCGCCGUGCCCAUGGUUCACUCCACGCUGCUGCUGGACCUGCGCAAGGCGGCCUCGCGCGCCCUCGCCUUCUACCCCCCGCACCCCGACUACACCUGGGCCUUCGACGACAUCAUCGUCUUCGCCUUCUCCUGCCGCCAGGCGGAAGUGCAGAUGUUCGUCUGUAACCAGGAGGUGUUCGGGUUCCUGCCGGUGCCGCUGCGGUCGCACAGCACCCUGCGGGACGAGGCCGAGAGCUUCCUGCACGUCCAGCUGGAGAUCAUGGGUGAGCGCCCGGGGACGGGGUCCCCAUUCCCAUCCCUCCCACCUCCAGGAGAACUGGGAAACGUCCCUUUUUCCUGUAAAAUCCCGCAUUUUCCGUUAACUCCGCAGAUCGUGGCGCGGGGGCUGGAGAAGUCGGUGGUGUUCGAGGACGACCUGCGCUUCGAGAUCUUCUUCAAGCGCCGCCUGAUGAACCUGAUGCACGACCUGGAAGCAGAGGGGCUGCCCUGGGACCUGAUUUACAUCGGGCGGAAGCGGAUGCAGGUGGAACGGCCGGAGAAGUCGGUGCCGAGGGUGAGGAACUUGGUGGAAGCCGAUUACUCGUACUGGACGCUGGGCUACGUCCUCUCGCUGUCGGGCGCCCGGAAGCUGCUGGCGGCCGAGCCGCUGGGCAAGAUGUUGCCGGUCGACGAGUUCCUGCCCGUCAUGUUCAACAAACACCCGCUGUGAGUCCCCGGGGGGGGAUCUGGGGGUGCU